Caenorhabditis elegans is the source of this 2428-nucleotide messenger RNA. RefSeq names its product ABC transporter domain-containing protein (gene abcf-3). Gene Ontology annotation, molecular function: ATP hydrolysis activity; nucleotide binding; ATP binding. NCBI's taxonomy places the organism in Eukaryota, Metazoa, Nematoda, Chromadorea, Rhabditida, Rhabditidae. The transcript is spliced from 5 exons. The coding region runs from base 171 to 2309 and encodes 712 amino acids. The record is from RefSeq and is marked reviewed.
AGGACUCGUAGUGUAUGCUAGAGGAAUCUCACUUGGUGGACGAGCUAACAGCUUCUUUCAUCUCCGAUCAAACGUAUUAUCUUCUUCUGAUUCCAAGUCUCAUUCCGGUUUUCAUCGUCUUUCACUUUUUCAAUUGGCUGGGUUACGAGUUCUUCUUGAACAAUUAAAUAAUGGCAAAUGUUGAAGCAAUUCCUGGCUAUCUCACGGCCACUUUUCCCACACUUCCAAUUGAGAUCAAAGACUAUGUCUCUGCAAUUCUCAAAGAGAAUUCCGAUGAGAUCACAUCUUUAGAUGAAGUUAUGGAUGCCGUUGGUGAACAUCUUCAAGCUUCCGUGGAAAAUCUUUGCGAGGUUGGAGCUAAGAAUGCUUGUCAACAACUUCUGAAACUACUUCACGGAGACAACCUUCCAAAGGCUAUCAAACAACAGGAAGCAACUACGAAACGUCUCGAGCAAACUGUUGACAUGGCUGCUGAAAAUCAAAACUUUGAAGCUCUUCAAAGCAUCUGGAAAGUACAAACAAGAGAUACUCCAACUACCGUUGAUAAGAAGAAACUUGCUAAGGCCGAAGAUCGUGCUGCAGCGAAAGCAGAAGCUCGUGCAGAUGCACCUGUUGAACGGAAGAAGAAGAAGAAUGAGCCAUCAGCAACGGCUUCCCAAGCUCCAAUUCGUGACUCGGGUGCCCGUGGAGCCAACUCAAAGGAUAUCAAACUGGAAAGUGUGGAUAUUUCUAUCGGUACGAAACAACUUCUCUCAUGUGCCGAUGUCACAAUGGCAUUUGGAAGACGAUAUGGAUUGGUUGGAAGAAACGGAAUCGGAAAAACGACGCUGCUUAAAAUGAUUUCAAGCCAACAGUUGAAGAUCCCCGCAGGUAUUUCAAUGCUGUCUGUGGAACAGGAAGUGGAAGGAGAUGAUACACUCGUUUUGGAUGCUGUUUUGAUGUCAGAUACGAAGAGACAAACACUUCUUGAUAGGGAAAAGACGCUGCAAAGUCGUAUAAACAAGGACAAUAUCAAUGACGCCGAGAAAACCAAAUGGAAUGACGAGCUUUCAAAACUUUACAUCGAAAUGGAAGCUCUCCAACUUGACAAAGCUCCAGCACGGGCUUCUUCCCUUCUUUAUGGUCUCGGUUUCACUCCAGACGAGCAGAAGCGUCCAACAAAGGAGUUCUCUGGAGGAUGGCGUAUGAGAGUUGCCCUUGCCAGAGCUCUAUUCGUGAAGCCAGAUCUCUUGUUGCUUGACGAACCGACUAACAUGUUGGACAUGAGAGCGGUUUACUGGUUGGAAGGACAUUUGCAAGGUUGGGAAGGAACUAUUUUGACGGUUUCUCACGACCGUAAAUUCCUCAACGAAAUUUGCACGGACAUUGUUCAUUUGCACACCAGACGAUUGGAUCACUACAAGGGUAAUUACGAUCAAUUUGAGAAGACGAUGAAGGAAAAGUUGACGCAACAGCAGAGAGAAUACGAAUCACAACAGCAAUUGAGACAGCAUACUCAAGAGUUUAUUGACAAAUUCAGAUACAACGCUAAAAGAGCUCCAAUGGUUCAAUCCAGAAUCAAGAUGUUGGAAAAAUUGCCUGUUCUUCUUCCUGUCGAACUCGAAUCAGACAUUCACUUCAAAUUCCCAGAAUGCGAAGUUCUCAGUAAUCCAGUUCUCCAACUCGAUGAAGUAUCCUUCCGUUAUAACGAAGAUUCUCCCUAUCUUUUCCGAAAGCUCAAUCUCGGAACUCAUGCCAACUCCCGGAUUUGUAUUGUCGGAGAAAACGGAGCCGGUAAAACUACACUGUUGAAACUUUUGCUCGAUGAUCUCCAACCAUCCGUUGGACUUCGAAAUGUGAAUCGUCGUAUUCGAAUUGCCUACUUCACACAGCAUCACGUUGAUCAAUUGGAUAUGGAAACAUCAGCUAUUGAGGUGUUGAUGAAGAAUCAUCCUGGAAAGACUCAAGAAGAUUAUCGAGCAGCUUUGGGAAGAUUUGGAUUAGCUGGUGAUAUGGCUUUGCAAUCUGUUGAGACACUUUCUGGAGGUCAAAAGUCUCGAUUGGCAUUUGCUAAUUUAGCCUUGAUGCAGCCAAACUACUUGAUUCUUGACGAGCCUACUAAUCACUUGGAUGUCGAAACGGUUGAAGCUCUUGGAAAAGCGCUUAAUGUUUUCAAUGGAGGUGUCGUUUUAGUUUCUCACGACGAGCAACUCAUCGAGCUUGUGUGCAAGGAACUUUGGGUUGUGAAGGAUCGAAUGGUGACAACUUUGGAGGGAGGACUCGAAGAAUACAGAAAGCAAGUCUACAAGCAGCUUCAACUCACUGCCUAAAUUUUUCCUGUUUUGUUUCGCAUUCGGUUGUUUCCCAUAUUUCACCCAGUUUCCACGUUUUGUUACACUAUUUAAGAAUUCAAUUUAUAAUUUUUGUUGAGAAAAAAGUUUAUUGCUUU